Mesorhabditis spiculigera is the source of this 6453-nucleotide messenger RNA. Lineage: Eukaryota; Metazoa; Nematoda; Chromadorea; Rhabditida; Rhabditidae. The record is from the annotation of a GenBank genome assembly.
AUGUUUUGGGUGAUGUCCCGGCUGCGCGGCAAGCGCCCAGCCGCCCCUAAAAUGUUCGUGCUCGACCUCGCAAAGAUCUCCCCGAUCGCCGUCCACCUGUUUCUGGCCCUCGGCGUGGCUGCCUAUACUCUAUUUGGUGCCGUCGUCAUGCAAUGGCUCGAGACACCACCCGAGAAAAUACUCAAGAAGAAUGAGACGGCAAUGCCGAAACGGGCCGUCGAGCACUUCCCGUACACGGCCACUCGCGUCUUCCUCGGCACCGAAAUUGGGGAAUUUGAUCCGGAGGUUCACCUGUGCGUGGAGAGGGAAGUGAAGCGAUUGCUGACGAAACCUCGAUGUCUCCACCUCGAUCAUGUCUCCAUCCAUGAUAUCGAUCUGUGCUACCGGUUUGCCAACUUCUCUGCCGGCUUCAACCGCCGCAACAAGAUCCCGGCCCCUCGAAAAACGAAGCAACAAGUGAUCGACGAAGAGACGGCGGAUAUUGUGAAUCGAUGGAGCUUCGAGAAUGCCAUCAUUUUUGCCUUUACCGUCAUCACGACCAUUGGGUACGGCCACGUGGCCCCGGUGACAUUCUGGGGGCGAGUGUUUUGUAUCGUUUAUGGCGUGAUUGGCGUGCCAUUGACAUUAUUGACGAUUGCUGAUAUGGGAAUGUUUAUUUCGAAGAUAUUGGCACAGACGACCCAGCUGAUACGAUCAAUGCCAAAAUGGGCCAAGGCAGCCUGGCAAUUAUUACGCCGUAAGGCAAAGAGCACCUCUUCCCCGAAACAAAAAGAGAAUGGACUGCUCGAGCAGGAGGCCGUAGAGGGAGAGGAUGAAGAUGAACCACCGCCGGAAGCCGAGGGGCAACGGCGCUCCGAUGAGUCAAUACUGCUUGGACUCCUCUUUUUCGGGUAUCUAAUGUUGGGAGCAAAGGUGCUCUCCUCCUACGAGCCGGAUAUGGCCUAUUUCGAGGCAUUCUACUUCAAUUUCGUCACCCUGACCACCAUUGGGUUAGGGGAUUUUGUCCCCAAAAGCUACGAUUACCUGUUCGUGACGUUGUGCUAUAUUGGGAUCGGGUUGGCGCUGACGACAAUGUCAGUCGAAAUCGCGGCCGACACCCUCAAGAAGCUGCACCAUUUCGGGCGAAAGGUGGAGAACGUCGCGCAGACGAUGGUCUGGUUUGGAGGCAAAAAAAUGACGAUGAAGGCGCUGGUGAAACACCUGGGCGAUCAGCUGAACAUCCCCGAGGACGAGCUGGCCAAGUUCGACUUUGACGAAUUUGUGGGGAAUGCGGUGAAGGUGGAGGCGGGCGAGAUGGAGACGCUCAGGAAGCCGUCACUUUCGGGAGAUGGAGUCCGAUUCCGCGACAGAACCCUCUCUUACACCCAACUGCGCCAUUCGGACGAGUCGGAGGCCCUGAAAUACGCCGACGAACGGACACAACGAUACGGAAAAGCCAUCUACCAUCGUUUUCCGCAACACCCCUAUGCCCAUUUGGACGACGCCACGAUGCGGCCACCGGUGACCAGGGCCAUUUUACCCCAAACUGCACGAGGGCCCCAAUCGCCGAGCUGUCGAAGGCAGAUGACGUUGAGCAAGGCGGAAUGUGAAGAGAUCCAGGAUAACGAGACGAUAGCGCUGGAAUCGAUCUACGGCGACGACGUGCAAAUCGUGAAAGGCGCCUGGAAGGUAUGGCACCCGCUGGAGGCGAUCGUCGCCCUUGGCCCCUCGCAAAGUGACAGCCGCCACGGUGAUGAUGGAAUGGCUGCCGUCCGUGUUCAUCUACACAUCUGCUGCCCGCCCGCAUAUCCCAACGACCCGCCGACGCUGACGCUGGAAAAGCCACAGGGCAUCGGCCACGGCGACCAGGAGCGGCUGCUCCAAGAAUUGGCCGCUCAUGCCAACGAAAAUCGAGGCGAGCCGAUGCUGAUGCAACUGUGCGAGGUUGUCCGCUCGUUUCUCUACGCCAAUUUCCACCCCCGCCAAUCGUUACACCAGGGAAUGGCCGAGGGGCAAGCCGAGAAGGCCCGGGAAGUCCAGCGGCAACGCGUCUCGUCCGAGCAACGCGAAUGGGAAAAAGCGGCCGAGGAAGAGGAGCGGCGACGGCUCGAAGCGGAAUGGAAAAGGGAAGAAGCGCGAGAACGCAUGCGACACGACUCCAUUAAUACUGACCAAGAAUUCCGCCAGAUCGGCCCCCACUCGAUCCGCGUCGUCGACCCAUCCCCACCCGGCCACAGCCGAAAAAUGAAUCCCCAAUGCGUCGAGUGGACGGGAUUGUAUAAGGGUCAAACGGUGCUCGUCUCUCAGUGGAAUUUCGACUUCAACCUCGGCCGCCGGGACAACAGGAAGAAGAUGCCCGAUUUUGGGACGUUUUUGGCCCAGCUCGCCGAGGUGGAAAAGACGUGCUCGGUGCUGCCGGACACGGUCGACGUCGACUCGUCCGCCGUCCCGUACGCCUUCGUGCUCGUCGAGCGGCUCGCCGUCAAGGACACCAAUUUUCACCGCAAACUACGAAAAAUAAAACCAACGAUGGCCGAUCACCAAGUAUCACUAGAAAGGUUCGCAUCUCCUACGCUCAAAACAUUGCCCCUCGUCGACUCGAAUCUCGAGGCGCUGGCCGAGAAGCUCGUCCACGAUACAGGAGCCCUCCGUCGUCUAGCGACCUCUUGUGUCUGCGGGCUGAGGUGGCUGCACGAGCAGCAAAUCGCCCACGCAUCCAUCGCCCCUUCAUCGCUGUGGACCGACGACUGCACGGCGUUCCGGCUGAGCGACUGGAAAAUCGGACGGUGCCUCGCCCAGCUGGCCGACACGUUCAGCGCGACCAUCGAGGGCCGUCCGCUCGCCGAUCCAACGGCCGCCAAAAUCGAGCCAAAAGCCCUGAAGAAACGCGAUCUGUUUGCGCUUGGCCGUCUGCUGGACAGUUUGGGGACGGGGCCAUCCGGCGACGCGUCAUCCAUCGGCCACUCCCUGCUGCAGUCCUUUGUUGCGGCAUGCCAGGCUGCCAAAUCCGUCUACGAGCUCGCCGACCACGCAUAUCUCUCCGCCGAUGCGCUUCCGCCAAUGACGGAUGGUAGUUGCUCGAGCCUCGGGCUGAAGGCGGUCACCGGUGCAUCGACAAGACUCGGCCGCGACUUCUUCCUCAUCAAAAGUCUCGGCAAAGGCGCCUUCGGUGAGGUGUUGCUGGCCCGCAAUCGACUCGACCUCGUUCACUAUGCUGUCAAGCUGAUCACGCUCGACCCGCGGAACGAGCGUUUCAACCGCAAGAUGACGCGCGAGGCCAAGCUGUUCGCCAAGCUCAACCACCCGCAUGUCGUCCGAUAUUAUAACGCGUGGAUCGACAGCGCACCGCAGACGAAGGCCAGCCCUGCGGCGGCGAUCGCUGCCAAGACGCCGAAAGGGCCGAUGAAAAGCUGCAAAUCGACGCGGCCGAUGGUGGCUACCGAUGAGCCGAAGGCCGGCCGACAGCCCGCAUACGGAGAUGACGUCUCGACGCCACCCAGCACCGAGAAAGACACAUGGGACACUGCCUCACGCCGUUCCCCGUCCAAAGGAAAGAAAGAAGCCGACGCCACGCUGCCCACCCGGAUCAUGUACAUUCAGAUGGAGUAUUGUGUCAAGGGCACGUUGAGGGGCCUGAUCGAUUCGGGAGCCGUACUGGGGAAUGUGCGCCAGGGGUGGCGCAUCUUUGGCCAAAUUCUCUCCGGACUCGACUACAUCCACUCGCAGGGGAUGAUCCAUCGGGAUAUCAAACCGAUGAACAUCCUGAUCGACGGCAAUGAUCAUAUCAAGAUUGGCGACUUCGGGCUGGCCACUAGAGAGCUCUUUGUGCGCAAGGAUACGGCCGUCGGCCAUGAACAGGGCUCGUCCAGCCAUGGCGGUUCGGAGGGGAUGACGACACAAAUUGGCACCGAGCUCUACAUGGCCCCAGAAUUGUUGACGGCCACCGAGGGACAGCCAUAUUCGGCAAAAGUUGACGUUUACAGCACCGGCAUCGUCCUUUUCGAGCUGUUCUACCGUCCCCUACCGCCGGGCAUGGAGCGUAUCUCCUGUCUCCGCGGCCUUCGAACCCAUUCCGUGUGCCCGGCCGACUUCAUGGAGACGAUGCCCGCCCAGGGCGGAGUGUGCCGUCGUCUUGUCGAGGAGAUGAUCUCCGUCGACCCGUCGGCCCGCCCCUCGAUUCAAUCCAUCAUCUCUCAGGGCAAAGUGCCGGCCACCGAAGUAGAUGAUCUCGCUUUUCAGAAAUGCUUCACCCAAGCCCUGCGCCGUCGUACGGGCAAUCUGUUCUCGUGGAUGAUGCGUGAAUUGGGGGAAACAUGCCCGCCAGCCCCGUUGACGAGACGAUUCGAUGCUGGAGUAUGCCGAUGGAGGGAUGUCGAUGAAGCGGUGGCGAGGGAGACGGCCAGGGAAAGACUCUGCCAAGCCCUUCGACGCAUACUAAAACGUCACUCGUUCUUCCCGACGCCUCAACACCUACUGACGCCGGCAGGGGAAGCGCGUGCCGUCUGCGAGCCGACAAAGAUGCCCCACGUACUCAUCGAUUCGACGGCCAUUCCGGUUGCAUUACCUCCCGAUCUGCGGUGUAACUUUGUGCGCUUCUGCGCGCGCAACGCCAUCAAACGGAUGAAGCGCUACGCGUUUGGCAAGGUCUUUGCGGCACGUGAAGGUGGUACGGGCGGUGUACACCCCGACGAGCACUGGGAGUUGAGCCUCGACGUCCUCGGCAAGUCGACCACCGACGAGGCGCUCGAGAUCCAGUUGUUGACGGCGGUCUCGGACAUUCUGCACGACACUUUUCCUGAUGAGACACGCUUUGUAUUACGAUUGGGCCAUAUGGGCCUCGUGGACGCCAUCUUCCGCCACCACGGACUCAGCACGGAGCUACGCGAUCGUGUCCUCGAUGUACUCCACGAACAAUCCGCCUCAGCGAGACAGCCCGGAGCGACGGAACGGGUCGAUAUCCUGUCAGAAGUGGUGGGCACUCGAUUGGCCACUUCUCUCGCCUCUUUCUGGCUCUCAUCCCCAUCAGCCAGCGCCAUACGGGAAGAGGGGAAGAUGUUGCUGAAAAGUCGCGAUGAACCCCUUCGUGACGCGUGCAAGACGGCCAUCGCCCAUCUCGAGCGGAUCGUCGAAUUGUUUAGAGACCAAAACAUUGACAUCGAGUUGUGCCCGUUGCUCGUCUACCGCCCCCGCACAUUUGCCGACGGUCUCGUCUUCCAGUUCGGUGCUCAUCUACUGCGCAAGGGACGUCUUGGGGUGUAUCCCGUUGUGGCCGGAGGCCGAUACGACGGGAUGCUGACGCGGAUACGUGGCCCCGAAGAUGAGAAGCCGCCGGGCGAGCUGGCGCUGUGCGGUUGUUCCCUAAACCUUGACCUCCUCCUUGGACUCGGUGGCCAACAACAAAAUACCGCCGCCCCAGCCCCAUGCCAGGUGCUUCUCGGCUCGUUCACCCGGGCGAUGACCAUCGAGAAGCUGGCGUUGGCCCGGCAAUUACGCGAUGAAUUCUGCGACCGCCGUGAAAUCCCGUUCCAUCUGAUCAUGUUCGACUCGAAUCUGGUGCUCACCCGAACGCCCCGCCAAGAUUUUGGAAAACUGGAGACGAGGCGCGCCGUCGAGACCGUACUCCGGCAGUUGGCCACGCCCACCACCGAAGCCCCGCCCCACGAUACACCACACUCGGAUCGCCGUGCCCCAUUGGCCAAAAGCGCCUCGUCCACGACACACCCAUUGACGCCCACCCACUCGACGGCCGCCCCAUUCUCUUCACAGCAGCAGCAACAACAGCAACAGCAACACGGCAGCUGUCAGUCCAUCUCAUUCCUAUGGGCACUCGUCGAAAGACCCGGAUAUACGGCCAAGAAACGCAUCGAGGGUCGAUGCGAUGCCCUCCUCAGCGAUCUGAUGCAAAAGCUGUCCGCUCGUGUCCAAUUGACGGUCGUUGUGACUGAUAUCAUCGCCGAAGUCCUCCAAUCUUUGUCCUCAAAAAUUUCGCUACCGCUCGACCCUGAACAGCUUCGCCUCGUCUUCGACCGCAUGGCCAAGCAGUUUGGCCGGUGGAAAGAGGAAUUGGAGGCAAUCUACAGCACACUGAAGACGUUCUCCGCGUCGUCGCGUCACUCGACUCCAUCCCUCGUUCUCGCCAUCUAUUCCACCCCUUCUGAUGAAGCCAUCACCUCGUUUCUUCGGCACAAAUUCGACGAGCUGGUGGAGAAACAAAAGGAUGGGCAAUGCCUCGUCUGCUUGGAUGCCUGCAGAAACGAGGCGGACAAGGAGAUUUUGAAAUUGCCCUGCCGCCACUUUUGCCAUUCCGACUGCAUCCUGAUGUGGUUGAAGAAGGCGAAUUCGUGUCCGGCCUGCCGCCAUCGACUGCCCACUGACGCCGAAGCCAUCGCCUCAUUUCCGCGACCGAAAUUUGGCGAGUUUGCCGAUAAAAAGGAUGGGCAAUCUGCUUGGAUACCUGGAGAAUCGAGGCGACGG